Messenger RNA from Rhododendron vialii, 4167 nucleotides. Its product is annotated as topless-related protein 4-like. The coding region runs from base 200 to 3604 and encodes 1134 amino acids. Gene Ontology annotation, molecular function: protein binding. Lineage: Eukaryota; Viridiplantae; Streptophyta; Magnoliopsida; Ericales; Ericaceae. Gene Ontology annotation, biological process: regulation of DNA-templated transcription. The record is from RefSeq and is a predicted model, not a curated record. The transcript is spliced from 26 exons.
GAAGACUAGAACCAUUUCUCUCUCCUCCUUCAAAUCCCUAGAGAGAGAGGGAGAGAGAGAGAAAGAUGGUCUAGAGAGAGAGUAGUAAAACAGUCGCUGUCGUCGUCUUCGUUUCCUCCCUGUAUUCCGAGAGAAACCCUCCGAUCUGUUUCUCUCUCCCUCGUUCAACCGAGGGAUAGUUGUCGGAAGGGGCUCAAACAUGUCGUCUCUCAGCAGAGAGCUUGUGUUUCUUAUUCUUCAAUUUCUCGAUGAAGAGAAAUUUAAAGAUACUGUUCACAAAGUGGAGCAAGAGUCUGGGUUUUUCUUUAACAUGCGAUAUUUUGAGGAACUGGUGACAAACGGGGUUUGGGACGAGGUGGAGAAGUAUUUAUCUGGAUUCACAAAGGUUGACGAUAAUAGAUACUCCAUGAAGAUCUUCUUUGAAAUCCGAAAACAGAAGUACCUCGAAGCUCUUGAUAAGAAGGAUCGUGCUGAAGCCGUGGAAAUUCUGGUGAAGGAUUUGAAAGUUUUUUCAGCAUUUAAUGAGGACCUUUUUAAGGAAAUAACACAUCUUUUGACCUUGGAUAACUUCAGAGAUAACGAGCAGCUGUCUAAAUAUGGAGAUUCCAAGUCUGCUAGGGUUAUAAUGCUUGCUGAACUUAAAAAGUUGAUUGAGGCAAAUCCAUUGUUUCGCGAUAAGCUAACUUUUCCUAACCUGAAGAACUCAAGACUGCGGACGCUAAUUAACCAAAGCUUAAAUUGGCAGCACCAGCUUUGCAAGAAUCCCAAACCUAACCCUGACAUAAAAUCCCUGUUCGUAGACCACUCUUGUGGACAGUCGCAACCAAAUGGUGCUCGUGCCCCAUCGCCUGUAACUCAUCCACUAAUGGGUGCUGUUCCUAAAGCUGGGGGUUUUCCUCUACUGGGUGCUCAUGGUCCAUUCCAGCCAGCACCAGCUACCCUGCCAACAUCUCUUGCUGGAUGGAUGGCUAAUCCGUCUCCAGUUCCUCAUCCUUCCACUUCUGCUGGGCCCAUUAGUUUCAGUACACCUAAUAAUGCCGCAGCUAUUCUGAAGCGCCCCAGGAGUCCUCCAACAAAUAAUGCAGUCGACUAUCAGACAGCAGAUUCUGAACAUGUGUUGAAGAGAUCAAGACCGUUUGGAAUGUCAGAUGAAGUCAAUAAUCUUCCUGUAAGUAUUAUGCCCGUUGGAUAUGCUGCUCAGAGCCAUGGUCAGAGCUCAUACUCUUCUGAUGAUUUGCCCAAGUCUGUUUGGAUGACUUUAAAUCCAGGGUCAGCUGUGAAGAGUAUGGAUUUCCAUCCAGUCCAACAAAUUCUACUGCUUGUCGGAACAAAUACGGGAGACAUAAUGGUAUGGGACCUCAGUAAUCGAGAGAGGCUUGCUAUUAGGAAUUUUAAGGUCUGGGAACUUGGAUCAUGGUCGGUGACCCCUCAGGCAUCUCUAUCCAAUGAUCAUACUGCAUCAAUCAACCGGGUUAUAUGGAGUCCUGAUGGUACUCUUUUUGGUGUUGCAUACUCCAAGCACAUUGUGCACUUAUAUUCCUACCAUGGUGGCGGUGAUGUACAAAACCACCUAGAGAUUGAGGCGCAUUCUGGUAGUGUUAACGAUCUUGCGUUUUCUUACCCAAACAAACAACUUUGUAUUGUCACAUGCGGGGAGGAUCGGCUCAUAAAGGUGUGGGAUGCAGUUACGGGGGCUAAGCAGUACAGUUUUGAGGGCCAUGAAGCACCCGUCUAUUCAGUAUGUCCACAUCACAAGGAGAACAUUCAGUUCAUAUUUUCAACAGCAACUGAUGGGAAAAUAAAGGCGUGGUUGUAUGAUCACUUGGGUUCUAGGGUUGACUAUGAUGCUCCAGGGCAUUCAUCCACCACAAUGUCAUACAGUGCCGAUGGGACAAGGUUGUUCUCCUGUGGAACCAAUAAAGAAGGAGAUUCUUUCCUUGUGGAAUGGAAUGAAAGCGAGGGAGCUGUGAAGCGUACGUAUCAUGGUCUCGGGAAGCGAUCCACAGGGGUUGUGCAAUUCGAUACCACGAAGAAUCGAUUCUUGGCUGCUGGUGAUGAUGGCAUGGUCAAAUUUUGGGACAUGGACAAUGUGAACUUAUUGACAACCACUAAUGCUGAUGGAGGAUUACCGGCUUCUCCCUGUUUGCGAUUUAACAAGGAAGGGAUAUUGUUGGCUAUUUCAACCAAUGAGAAUGGUAUUAAAAUACUAGCAAAUAUAGAUGGGAUUAGGCUACUGCAGACACUCGAAACUCGUUCGUUUGAUCCUUCUAGAGCUGGAUCCUCAUCUGUCCUGAAGGCCUCUACAAUGGGAACGUUUGGUGCUAAUCCACCUGUCGGAUUGAGCAUCAUAGAUCGAUCUGCUCCAACAGCGUCCAUUGUUGCAAUGAAUGGUGAUAAUCGGGGUUUGUUAGACGUAAAACCCAGAGUUGCUGAUGAGUCAGUGGACAAAUCCAGGAUCUGGAAGCUGACAGAAAUUGGUGAACCAUCACAAUGCCGAUCCCUGAGGAUACCUGAUAAUUUGCCUGUAACAAAGGUUUGUAGGUUGAUCUAUACAAAUUCUGGAUAUGCCAUUUUGGCACUAUCAGCUAAUGCAGUGCAUAAACUCUGGAAAUGGCAGAGAAAUGAUCGGAACUCAACUGGCAAGGCAACUGCUAGUGUUGCACCACAGCUCUGGCAACCUCCAAGUGGCAUGUUGAUGACGAAUGAUAUAAGCGAUACAAACUCUGAAGAAGCUGUUUCAUGCUUUGCAUUAUCAAAGAAUGACUCUUACGUUAUGUCAGCUUCUGGAGGAAAAAUCUCGUUGUUUAACAUGAUGACGUUCAAGACAAUGACGACGUUCAUGCCCCCUCCGCCUGCUGCAACAUUUUUAGCUUUCCAUCCUCAAGACAAUAAUAUCAUUGCAAUAGGCAUGGAGGACUCUCUUAUCCAAAUCUACAAUGUUCGAGUUGAUGAGGUCAAAACCAAGCUCAAAGGCCAUCAGAAAAGGAUAACAGGCCUUGCCUUCUCUAACGUUCUCAAUGUUCUGGUAUCUUCUGGUGCUGAUUCACAGCUGUGUGUUUGGAGCACAGAUGGAUGGGAGAAGCAAGCAAGUAAAUACUUGCAGAUUCCAAGUGCACGAACCCCGUCUCGUCUAUCAGAUACGCGUGUACAAUUUCACCAAGAUCAGAUACAUUUACUGGUAGUCCAUGAAACUCAGAUAGCUAUAUAUGAAGCACCUAAGCUGGAAUGCCUUAACAAGUGGGUUGCUCUUGAAGCAAGUGGUCCAAUCACACACGCUACGUAUUCCUGUGAUAGCCAAUCAAUAUACAUCUGUUUCGAAGAUGGUAGUGUCUGUGUUCUAACUGCUUCAACCCUGCAAUUGAGAUGUCGAAUUAGCCCUACUUCCUAUCUACCUGCAAACCCUAGCUCGAGAGUGUAUCCUGUUGUCAUCGCUGCACAUCCUUCAGAACCCAACCAGUUUUCGUUAGGACUUAGCGAUGGUGGAGUCUAUAUCCUUGAGCCACUAGAAACAGAAGGGAAAUGGGGCACCUCUCCUCCCCUUGAAAAUGGUGCUGGCCCUAGCACCACCGCUGGUGCAACCAAUGCAGAUCAACCUCAAAGAUAAAAGUAUAUAAGAUAUAUGUGCUUGAACUUGACCGAGACUGUAGACUGUAUCUUUCACGCUGUUUCAAUCCCUGGUAGAAAUGGGCGCUUGAAGAAUUCUUUUUGUUGGUAUGUGAAGCUGCUAGUUUUAGGUUUCCGGUUGAAGUUAGUUCAUGGGACAUUAGUGGAAUCAACUUUAUUCAAAAUACUGGAGAUGGUCCUAAUUCUCCUCAUUGCACUGUUUUGGAAAGUUAGGAACUGCGAUAUAAGUUUAUGAGAGGGAUUAUUGAAAUAGAUCUCGAUCCCUCUUACAUUUUUAAAGGAACCGGGAAUUAAGUGAUGAAUUUGGCUUGGCUGAUGCCGCUGUGGUUUUUAUUUCCUUGUCUUUUUUCUCCUUAAGCUACCCAGAGAGGAUAUCUGUACAUAAAUUUGUUCUUUAGUAGUCAAUGAGUUUUCUGGAUCCUUCCCUCUUCAGGGUCUGUGUAGAUAUGAUCUUUCUAGUUUGUGAGUUGAAUUUGUUUUAUCUGUACUUUACAGUAUGGCGGAAGGGUUUUUUCUUUUGUUGGAAAGAAUGGGUUUACUAUA